CUUCCCAUUUUGAACUUCCCAGCAUCCGUAGAAAGGCUGGCAGCCCGUUUGUUUUGGCUGUGUUGUUGAUUAAGAGGCAUUUGCUGUCAGGUCGAAAUCCUGAUUUAAGCUGUGGCAUCAUGUCUUCCAAAAGUGAGCUGAAAGCGGAGCUUGAAAGGAAGAAGCAAAAGUUGGCACAAAUCCGAGAGGAGAAGAAAAUAAAAGAGGAGGAGCGCAGAAAGAAAGAGGCGGAACAGUUAAAAGAUGCUGCCCCUCAUCAGGAUGAUUCUGACCUCGAGAGAAAAAGACGAGAGACUGAGGCUUAUCUACAGAGUAUGGGUUUAACCUCAGAUGUUCCUGUUGCCCCUCCUCCCACAUCUCCAACAACCAAAUCUGCGGGAACCCCAAGUGAGGCAGGGAGCCAAGACUCUGAUGGAGCUGUGGGACCCAGGACUCUGCACUGGGACUCUGACCCGUCCACUCUUCAACUUCACUCUGAUUCUGAGCUGGGGCGUGCGACUCCAAAACUGGGAAUGGCCAAAGUCACACAGGUGGACUUCCCGCCCCGUGAAACUGUGUCCUACACAAAAGAGACCCAGACACCUGUCAUGACCCUGCAAAAAGAAGAAGAAGAAGAAGAAGAAGAAGCUGCUCCACCUCAACCUGUGAUCGAGACUCAGACCGAGAAGCCGGACCAGAGAGAGGAGGAGGAAGCUUCCCCCCACGAGCUGACAGAAGAGGAGAAACUCCAGAUCCUGCACUCUGACGAGUUUGUGAACUUCUUCGACCACAGCACUCGCAUCAUCGAGCGAGCUCUCUCAGAGCACGUGGAUCUCUUCUUUGACUACAGCGGCCGUGACCUGGAGGAGAAGGAGGGUGAAAUCCAGGCCGGAGCAAAGCUCUCGCUCAACAGACAGUUCAUGGAUGAGCGCUGGUCUAAGCAUCGUGUCGUCACCUGUCUGGACUGGUCCCUCCAGUAUCCUGAACUCCUUGUUGCCUCGUACAACAACAACGAGGAAGCUCCUCACGAGCCAGACGGCGUGGCCUUAGUGUGGAACAUGAAGUACAAGAAGGCGACGCCGGAGUACGUCUUCCACUGUCAGUCAGCUGUUAUGUCGGCUGCGUUUGCAAAGUUCCACCCUAAUGUUGUGGUUGGGGGCACCUACUCCGGGCAGAUUGUUCUGUGGGACAACAGGAGCAACAAGAGGACCCCGGUGCAGAGGACUCCCUUGUCGGCAGCAGCACAUACGCACCCAGUCUACUGCGUGAAUGUGGUUGGCACCCAGAACGCCAACAACCUGAUUAGCAUCUCCACUGACGGCAAGAUGUGCUCGUGGAGUCUGGACAUGCUCUCUCAGCCACAGGACAGCAUGGAGCUGGUGUUCAAGCAGUCCAAAGCCGUAGCUGUCACCUCCAUGUCUUUCCCCCUCGGAGACGUCAACAACUUCGUGGUGGGCAGCGAGGACGGUUCAGUGUACAUGUCAUGUCGUCAUGGAAGCAAAGCGGGCAUCAGUGAGAUGUUCGAGGGCCACCAGGGGCCCAUCACAGGGAUCCACUGCCACACAGCUCCUGGGCCUCUGGACUUCUCCCACCUGUUUGUGACCUCCUCUUUUGACUGGACCGUUAAGCUGUGGAGCACCAAGAAUAACAAGCCCCUCUACUCGUUUGAAGAUAACUCGGAUUACGUGUAUGAUGUCAUGUGGUCUCCCACUCACCCUGCUCUGUUUGCUUGUGUUGACGGAGUCGGCCAUCUUGACCUCUGGAACCUCAACAACGACACGGAGGUUCCUACGGCCAGCGUCACAGUAGACGGUAACCCGGCCCUCAACAGGGUCCGAUGGGCUCAUUCAGGCAGAGAGAUCGCUGUUGGAGACUCCGAUGGGCGAGUUCUUGUGUACGAUGUCGGAGAGCAAACUUCUGUUCCACGCAACGACGAGUGGACCCGCUUUGUACGCACGCUGGCAGAGAUCAACGAGAACCGAGACGACGCAGAGGAGCUGGCAGCUCAGCGCCUGGCCGCCUGAUCCACUCACUGUGCACGAGAUGUUUAAGGGACCAGUGCUUGUUUUAUUAUCAGCCUCAAUGUGAGGAGUAGGACAGAUGUGGUGACAACAGGACAGAGGAAACGUCUUUUUGUUUAUUCCUCUCUCUUAUUCAACAACACUGCUGAGAAGGCAGCCACUACGCUGGCUUUCUCAGCAAUCUGGAGGGUCUUUGUUUGGAUUAUCAGAAGCGACAGGGCUAUCAACCUCAGACACUUACAGAAAGCCAUAUUCACAAACACAGACAGGUCAUCCUGUUUCUAGCCAGAUGCCUUAAACUUUCAUUUUUUCUCGAUUGUAAAAUCCAUCCAUUUCUACCAAAGUUUGAGUAAAAAGCAAUCACAUCUUGAAAACACCUGGGAAUGUAAUCCUACUAUCACUGUCGCCCAUGUUGCCACCUGUUCCUUUAAGACUGAUGACUGGAAUUUUUCCCCAGCUUGUAAAAUACUGAUAUAUCAAAAUUCAAAUUUCUUUCUACUUCUGUAUAGUUCUAUAAUGCACUAGUUCUGACUUAUGUAGUGGUGCUGGUUAGAGUUGAGAUAGUAGGGAUAUAAUAAAUGCCUGAGAAGAUGAUCAUGUAUGCUGUUACUGCUCGGUGAUUUGUGUCAUGUACGUCAGAGGGGUCUUAACAAGAGAUCGCUCGUCUCCUGAAGCUUGGUGUUGAAACUGAGAAUGUAAUUUUCACACAGAAGAAAACAGUUUGAUUGAUUUAUUUCAAUAAAAUACAAUAAAUACAUUUAAAUUA
Labrus bergylta (ballan wrasse) is the source of this 2766-nucleotide messenger RNA. It is a transcript of the gene dync1i2a, whose product is annotated as dynein, cytoplasmic 1, intermediate chain 2a. Gene Ontology annotation, molecular function: dynein light chain binding; dynein heavy chain binding. The record is from RefSeq and is a predicted model, not a curated record. Gene Ontology annotation, cellular component: cytoplasmic dynein complex. Gene Ontology annotation, biological process: transport along microtubule. Lineage: Eukaryota; Metazoa; Chordata; Actinopteri; Labriformes; Labridae.